UGCUCUGAGAUCUCUGUCCGUUUGGUUUCCCCGAAAAUCAACCACAAGACACGGGGGAAGAAGGAGCUAUCUGAGCGCUCCGGGGACAACGACACUGUUAGGUCAGGCUUUUUACAGUAAAGGGGAGGGGACGACGCAAAGCAAAGCGACAUUUUACCCUCCGUUUUCAAACCACAAGCCUAACAGAGGAGAACAUUUCAACCAAAGAAACGCGGAUUUUGGUGAUGGAUGGAUAAGACGCAUAGCUGGACCGUGACUGUGUGGAUGUCCUGAGCAGCAGGUGUACCCAGGGAUCAACGGGAAUCUCAGUGUUCAUGAAACUUUGCUACGAUUUACGCGCUGGGGUUGCCGUCCGCCAUGUUAAGGUAAAGCCUGGCUGCGCGGUGUUGACCAUGCUAAAGCGCCUGGACAAGAUCCGCUUCCGAGGCCCCAGGACGAGAGAGGACUCCCCUGAUCUCGGCAAUUCGCCACCCGCCUCCGACAACGAAUGUAGCGACGACGUGCAGCUGAAGCCCAGAGCUAGGGACACGGAAGACCUGCUCAGAGACCCUGCUGGUUCGGGGUCUCCCAACAUGGCUGCCACCAUCCAGGACUUUCAGAGGGCUGAGUCAGACCGGCUCAAUGAAGUCAAGGGACACCUGGAAAUUGCCUUAUUGGAGAAACAUUUUCUACAGGAGGAGCUGAGGAAACUUCGAGAAGAGACCAAUGUGGACUCUAUACGACAAGAACUAGACAGGGAGCGAACCAAGAGGCUGGAUCUGGAGCAAAAGAUGAAUGAUCUGCUCAAAAACACGCUCGAGGACUCGCCGCCACAGAUCCCUCGAAAACAGCAGUCCUCCCCCAACAAUGCCACAGCAGAGAAACAGCAGAAAGAGGUGUGGAGCUCGCGGCUGCAGAAGUGGCUGUACGAGCGAUUUGGGGUUUACCUCGAAGGUUUCCAGUUCCAGCCAGAGGAGAGCACUGUGGAGGCAGAGGAGCCGCUAAGUGCUAAAAGGUUGACAGAAAACAUGAGACGACUAAAGCGAGGAGCCCGACCUGUCACCAUUUUUUUAAGGAAUCUUUCAGCCUUAUCCAACUGGCACUCUGUCUACACGUCUGCGAUUGCCUUUAUUAUCUACAUGUAUGCUGCUUGGCAUGGCUGGGCCAUUCCCAUGUUCCUCUUCCUGGCCAUUCUGCGUUUGUCUUUGAAUUACCUCAUUGCCAGAGGCUGGAGAAUCCAGUGGAGCAUUGUGCCUGAAGUCUCUGAACCACUGCAGGAGCCGCCAAAGGAAGACCUCACAGUGUCAGAGACGUUUAAGCUUGUAUUAGAUGUUGCACAAAAAGCACAGAAUCUAUUUGGUAAGAUGGCAGAUGUUUUGGAGAAAAUAAAGAACUUGUUCAUGUGGGUUCAGCCUGAGAGCACCAGGAAACUUUACAUUUGUUUGUGGAUCGUGUUCAUCACCUCCUGCCUCCUCCCGUACAAACUAAUGGGCUUCAUGAUGGGUCUGUAUGCUGGGAUUAAGUUCUUCAUCAUAGACUUCCUGUUUAAGAGCUGUCCAAAACUCAGGGACAAGUACGACACACCUUACAUCGUGUGGAACAGCCUCCCCACAGACCCCCAACUCAAACUCUCUGCUGUUGAAAAGAUUCAGCCGGUGGCUUCCAGAGGAAGCCUCGCCACUGUCCCCUGUGGUGUGAGCAGAGAGGAGGAGACAGGUCGGUACCACAGCACCAAGAAGGGCGCCUUUCAUGAGGUCUUCAGUGUGCCGGAGUCAGAGCGCCCUCUGCCAGUCUGUGAGAAUGGCUGGAGGUGCUGCCUGAUAAACAGAGACAGGAAGAUGCCCACAGACUACAUCCGGAAUGGCAUGCUCUAUGUCACAGAGAACUAUCUGUGCUUUGAAAGCUCCAGCUCAAGGUCAAAUGCGUCAAAGAAGAACAAAGUGAUCAAACUGGUCGAUAUCACCGACAUACAGAAGUAUAAAGUGCUGUCAGUGUUGCCAGGUAGUGGGAUGGGCAUCUCUAUAGCAACACCCUCCACACAAAAGCCAUUGGUGUUUGGUGCCAUGAUCCAUCGAGACGAGGCGUUUGAGGCCAUCUUCACUCAGUACAUGAAGAUAAUGACGACCAGUAAACCACCGUCCAGCACUGAACUCUAGGUUGAUGCCGUCAUAGAAACUGUGUAACUUCACUAUGAAAGGGUCCGUAGUGUGGGCCCAAAGCCUUUUAGAGGUUCAACUGCACUGGAAGAUACCUAUCAGAAGCUCCUCCCACUCUUCUGUCUGCCUCCAGCUCUGAUUGGCUGAUUUCCACUUGUGGGAGGAGCUACAGUAAAUGAUACACUGGUUAGAUAUUGGGUUUUCGGUACUGGAAAAGUCUCUUCUAUGGAGCGGAAGACUUUGAAAUUGUUUUAUCAUUGGGUAGAGUUUAAUGAGGAGGCUGGUACUCUUCUGAAUGACUGAAUAACUUUGCCCGCAGCUAUGCUAACCGCGUCUCUGUGUCUGCAUGUGUCGUGUGUGCGUCUAGUGGCUAUGCUUUUGUACUAUAUUGUCCUUCUGGGAGUAAGAAGAUGGAUAUAAUUAUAAUAGAGGCAGAAGAUGGGGCUGGACAAAAACAAAACAAAAAACAAAACAACUUUUUUCAUAUUGAUCAAUGUCUUUAUGUGAUUUAAAUGUCCUGCCAUAGUGAGAAAUAUCUGUCCAAAAAUCCAAAGGGCUUUAUAGGCUUGUUGAAAUAAUGUGAGUUUACAGAAGUUGUUUUCAUCUGGUGUAAGUACAUAGCCAGCAAUUACCACUGUCUUUGUUAUAUUUUUAGACACCAUUGUUUUAAAGAUUGAAGGAGAAUGUGGCACCACCAUAGACUUAGAUGAGCUGAAAUUGGGUUCAAACUGGCACAGUACGUACAAAUAAUAUAUUAACCCAUUUCAAAAUCAAGUCUAAACAAAGGCGUUUUUACAGAUAUAUUUAAUAAUAAUGCCAUGGCAGUAAUUAGACACUUAAUUUAAUUUACAAUUCCGCCAGCUCCAACAAAAAAUACGGAUAAAGUGUGUAACUAUCUGGUAAAUGAUUUUGGUGCCUUUGGGGUUUAACUGGUCCAUCCCUCAGACUGGACUUUGAACAUCUUUAAUGUUUUGUUUUUUCUCCAGAUCAAUCCCCCCCACUGUAAGAUUUUGUCCACCCUAUGUAACUUUUCUGAUAGGAGGGGAUUUUCCCGGAAUGUUCCACAGCCUAGUGGCUUGUCUUCAUAGGGAAGAUACGUUUAAUGCCAUACUGUGGAAUAUCUAGGCAAAAAAAUCAUCCAUUUCUCUUGAACAGUGCUACAUAAGGCUAGUGGCUCAUGAUCAUUAUGUCCCUGGAUUUCUUCUAUUCACAAAGUAAUUUAGUAAUGUUAGAGGUAUAUUGACAAUUUUAGAACUUCUACUGCCAUAUCCUGGACAGAGCAUUUCUUUUCAGCGCACAAUAUUCUCUGACUCUGCACUUUAACUGGAGUAAUGAACAUGAUUUCAGCUCAGAUGCGCUCUGUAGAAGAAUUAUAUAAGAGAGUAUAGGUCAGGUGGGGUGUGGGGGCUUUGAAAUCCCACCAUAGAGAAAAAAAACAAACAUAACUCUUAUGUGAUUUUUCUUAUUCUCUAUCCUCAAAUGGUUGUGAUUUAGUCUGCCUUUUCCAGAUCUCUCAUUGGAUCACUGCCACCAGAGAAUGCAAGGACCGUAUUGAGAAUUGUAUAUUUUGGUUUCAUUAGAACAACUGACUGAUGAAUGAUCUGAGUGAUCCCACCUUUUUAAACCAUGCCUUCAUCUGUGUCUGCAACAUUUUGUAUUAUUUUGCUUGUAGCAGAAUUUGAAGUACCAGUCCAUUUUCAAGAAUGAAGCUGGUCUUUGUUCCAGGAGAAUGUUCAUAUAUGUAGAGAAUUAUAUUGCCAAACAAUAUUGAUUAUAGAUGACUGGACGCAAAAGGCUAUAUUUUUUUCUUAAAUAGUUCCACUGUAUUAAAUUAAGCAGCACAAGUUUUAGCUCAUUAGCUAGUUUAAGUGAAAAACAGAGGUUGUCUUGACAUUUCUGUGCAAAAGUUUAAAAAAUUUGCUUCAGUGCAACAUUACCAAAGUCUAAACAGUGUACACUCAUUUUGACAUUUAAAUUGUUCCAGUUCAAAAUCCUUUCAUACAAUAUUAUAAUAUAUUACAAAAAACAGUUGGUCAGAAUUCAUUAUUCACACUUCAUUUUUGCACACAGAAAAUAUGUCAAGGCACUUCUUAUGUGUUACAACUGGAUAUGAAGUCACUAAACAUGUGACCGACCAUCUAAAUUAUUUUUUCACUAAUAUAAUUUAGAAUUAUUUUGGAAACGACAUAUUAUUCAUAGUGUUUUCCUUUGAUUAUGUGGAUUUUUGCUGUCUAAUUGCACAGUUAUAGUCUUAUUGCUUUUGCCUGAUGCCUUUUUUAAUCUCACAUUAGUUUUAAUAUGGAAACAGCUGGACGAAACACAGAUUUUGCCAAAUCUUGUAUUGUAUUGUUUCUUUUCACCACCAUUAUUUGCCUGUUUGUUCUUGUUUACACUGUAAAUUAUUUUGCAUUAUUGCUUUAAUUUUUAACCCAGUUUGAAUUCCUGUUGUGUUUGGAGUUAUGAAGACUGGAUUGCUAUAUUGUGGUAUGGACUGAACUGAUUGGCUCUUCACCUGUCAUAUGACCAUCUCUGUUUAAGUUUAACGUUUAAAGGCAUGGUUAUUUACAUGAGACAGCACUUUUUAAACCUAUUUGACAAGAGAGGAGAUAAAGAUUAAAAACUGCUUUCAAUUAAUAUAAAAAUUACCCAUCUAGAUAAUGCCACAGAAAAUAGUCAAAAUAGCCUACACCUAAAAUAUAUAAUAAAUCGGGUAAAUUGUUAUUCAAGACAAUGUCAAUGACAGAUUGAAAAGACUUAAUUCUUCUAUGCAGGAAUGGCAUUAAAACACUAGUGUAUUAUUAGCAUGUAGAAAUGCACAGUAGAUGUGCUUUUGACUUGGCAUGUUGUGAAUAGUUACAGGAAGAAAUGCCUUUUUAUUAUUUCAAUUACAAAGACAGUAUUCAUUCAUUUGGUGUUGACAUGGUUAUAGUUUCUAAUGCAGAGAUGGUCAUCCGUAAAACAUGAACCUCUGUCUCAUUGUUAAGCACAUUUGCUGUUUAGGCUGUUUAAAUUCUGUCACAUGUAUUAAAGCUGCACUAAAAUACUGCCAUACUGAGGAUUGAACUGACGUCCCUGAACCUUUUUUGGGACAAAAACUGUGUGUUGUGUUCAUGGUCCCUCCGUUGAAGUUGGCGUCUUUCUCUGUUGCUUUUUGUAAUAAAGCUGUUGUUCCUCUC
Molecule: messenger RNA, 5311 nt
Organism: Periophthalmus magnuspinnatus
Lineage: Eukaryota; Metazoa; Chordata; Actinopteri; Gobiiformes; Gobiidae
Gene: gramd4a
Product: GRAM domain containing 4a
Exons: 20
Coding region: 315-2135 (606 amino acids)
Biological process (GO): negative regulation of toll-like receptor 9 signaling pathway; apoptotic process
Source: RefSeq, a predicted model, not a curated record